Messenger RNA from Rhopilema esculentum, 1179 nucleotides. RefSeq names its product leucine-rich repeat-containing protein 57. The record is from RefSeq and is a predicted model, not a curated record. Gene Ontology annotation, cellular component: cytoplasm. Gene Ontology annotation, molecular function: protein binding. NCBI's taxonomy places the organism in Eukaryota, Metazoa, Cnidaria, Scyphozoa, Rhizostomeae, Rhizostomatidae.
AUGUUUGUUCCCCAUGAAUCUGGAUAGAAGAUAGGCCUAAGGUCAAUCAGUCGGUUUAACUAUGGGGAACUCCCUAGCACCACAAAUCGCAAAUGCUGAGAAGACUGGAGUUUGCUCAUUGAAUGGGAAAGGCCUCAAGGAGCUUCCUCCAGAAUUUUCAAGGCUUUCAAAGGUUUUGCGUACUACUGACUUAUCAAAAAAUAAACUUCAUGAUCUUCCUGCUGUGCUUGGUCAGUUCACAAAUCUAAGAAGCCUUACAAUUGAUUAUAACAUGAUUGGGAGCAUACCUGAGUUUCUGGGGAAUCUCACAAAACUGGAAACUUUAAGUUUGGGUCAUAAUCAUAUUCGUGAAAUUUCAAAGUCAGUCUUCCCAAAGUUGAAGAACUUAACAUCAUUAACAUUGAGGAACAAUAAAAUCAAAUCCUUCCCAGUUGAAAUUUGCCAGUUGAAAAAACUUGAUGCAGUAGACCUUUCCGGCAAUUUGAUCGAAAGCAUUCCGGAUAACCUUGAUGGCUUGCAUGCUGUUGAACUUAACAUGAACCAAAACAGACUCAAGGAGCUGCCAGGGUCACUUUGUAGAUGUGAGAGACUCAAAGUGUUUAGAGCUGAGGAGAACUGUAUUGGACUUGAUGCCAUUUCAACCGAUUUACUUAAAAACUCCCAAAUAGCUGUUCUGGCUCUGGAUGGGAAUUUAUUCCAGAUGAGGUCACUACAUGACAAGGAUGGCUACGAGUCUUACAUGGAACGCUACACUGCAACAAAAAAGAAGUUUGUUUAGAAAGGAUGUUCAAGAACCAAAUUUCUUAAUUAUUUUGCGAAAUUCAUUCUCUGAUUCAUUCUAAAAAAAGGUAGCGCAGACACUAUUUAAUCGUAUUUAAAAUACAUUUCAUAUAUGUGCUCAUCAUUUUUAAUCUUUUGAUGACAAUCUUGGUAAAGUUUCUCUCUUUCCACUAGAAUAAGCAUAUUAGCAGCUCACCUAUUCUUGAAAGAAUUUCAAACUUGUAUCUGCUAUUUUUCUUAUUUAUUAGAAUAAACAUUAUUUUUGCAAAUAGAUUAAGCAACCGAUGUUCAAAAAAUUCUUGCAUAUGUGAAUAAACUUGUAAUAAUAUAGUAGAUUUUGCUGUGCAAUACCGUGUAGGUAAAUUAUUAAUUUUGUAUAUUAAAUCUUCUUUUAUCCUC